AUAUAUAUACGAUAAUAUAUUUAUUUAGCAGUGGCAGUGAGAGACACUAUGACAACGGGCAUGGCCAUCAAGGUAACGAAGACGACAAUGGUGAAGCCAGCGGCGGCGACGCCUCGGCACGUGCUACGGACCUCGAUCUUGGACCAGAUGGUGCCCAGAUACAUUCACGUUCCGACUGUAUACUUCUACAGACCAGCACCACCACCACCAGUAUCACCAACAGCAAUGGUUGACGACUUCUUUGACUCGGCCAUACUCAAGGAAGCCCUAAGGAAGGUCCUGAUCCCCUUCUACCCCGUGGCCGGUCGCCUAAUGGCUUCCUCCUCUGAAAGCGGCCGUAUUGACAUCAACUGCAAUGGCGAGGGUGCCCUCUUCGUCGAGGCUCAGACCAGCUCCGUGGUCGAUGAUUUUGGUGAUUUUGUUCCAUCGCCCAAGCUCAGGACUUUGGUUCCCACUGUUGACUACAGUGCUGGCUUAUCUUCAUAUCCGCUCCUGCUCGUACAGGUCACUUACUUUAAAUGUGGAGGAGUGUCAAUUGGUGUUGCCAUGGACCACCAUGUUGUAGAUGGUUUCUCUGCCCUUCAUUUUUUCAAUACGUGGUCAGAUAUGGCUCGUGGAAUUGAUAUUAAAACUCCACCAUUUAUAGACAGAACUAUACUUUGUGCACGUAACCCACCUAAACCUGUAUUUGACCACAUCGAAUACAAACUACCCUCUCUCACAAUGAAAACUACUACUACAACUACCAUCACUACCCAAACUUCAACUAAGAGCAUUGAUGUUGCUAUUUAUAAGUUGAGCAAUGAACAACUCAAAACCCUAAAAGCCAAGUGUGGCAACACUAAAAAUGGCACCAAGCUCAGCUAUAGCACUUUCGAGAUAUUGGCAGGUCAUGUUUGGAAAUGUGCAUGCAAAGCAAGGAAACUUGGUCAUGAUCAAGAGACCAAACUCCACAUUGUGGUCGAUGGAAGAUUUAGGUUUCAGCCACCACUUCCACCUGGUUACCUUGGCAAUGUAAUUUUCUCAACUACACCAAUAGUUAAGGUAGAAGAAUUAGUCCAUUCAAAGUUAUGGUACGCUGCAAACCAAAUCCAGAGUACACUAAGGGAAACGGAUGAUUCUUAUUUAAGAUCAGCAAUUGACUACUUAGAACUCCAACCUGAUAUAUCAGUCCUUAGUAGAGGACCACAUACUUUUGGUAGCCCUAAUCUUGGGAUUGUUAGUUGGGUUAGACUACCCUUUUAUGAUGCUGAUUUUGGGUGGGGUAGACCAAUUUUUGUGGGACCUGCUGCAAUUCUCUUUGAUGGUUUAGUUUAUUUGAUGAAUAAUCCAAAUGAUGAUGAUGGGAGCUUGUCAGUGGCAAUUGGUCUCCAACAUGAGCACAUGAAAGAAUUUGAGAAGUUGCUAUAUGACAUGUGAUGAUCAUGAUGAACAUAAUGAGAAGAUCGUGUGUGAGAGAUUCUAAAAUGUUUUUUUUUUCUUUUUUUUUUUAUAAAUUUUUUAAUGUUUGGUGUGUAUGGUUAUUUUGUUAUAAGUUUAUGUAUGUUUUUAAUUAUGUAUUGUUGAAUUUGUAUUUUGAUUUA
Molecule: messenger RNA, 1583 nt
Organism: Humulus lupulus (European hop)
Lineage: Eukaryota; Viridiplantae; Streptophyta; Magnoliopsida; Rosales; Cannabaceae
Product: shikimate O-hydroxycinnamoyltransferase-like
Exons: 2
Coding region: 49-1419 (456 amino acids)
Molecular function (GO): acyltransferase activity, transferring groups other than amino-acyl groups
Source: RefSeq, a predicted model, not a curated record